Molecule: messenger RNA, 2008 nt
Organism: Pistacia vera
Lineage: Eukaryota; Viridiplantae; Streptophyta; Magnoliopsida; Sapindales; Anacardiaceae
Product: probable amino acid permease 7
Exons: 8
Coding region: 350-1726 (458 amino acids)
Cellular component (GO): plasma membrane
Source: RefSeq, a predicted model, not a curated record
AAAUGGUCCUAUCUUUCUUGGCCAUUUAUGUUGAUUUCACUAAAAGUGAAAGUCAAAAAGAAAAAAGGAGAACAUUUGUGGCUAACGUGAACAUGAUUGUCAUGGCUCUAUUAUUGAAGGUUCAAGUGUCGUCUUCUUGCCAAUGGAAGAUUCCUUAUGUUAGCAUAAAAGGUUGUCAUGGCUCCAUGAAGGUCGCCAGACUGGUUUAAAGUUCUUGAAAAUCUUUCAAGUUGUGGAGCAGCUAGUUUUGUUCAAGUAAAUGAUAGAGUUCUUCCUUUACAACUCCUCUGUCUUCUAGUUGGUUGUAAAAUCUCGCCAAAAUUUCAUUGCCUAGCGCGAUUGGACGAACAUGGCAGUUGAUCAUUCUCUGGAACUAGCUAAGGUUUCCUGUGAUGAUGACGAUGGGCAGAUAAGAACUGGAACCUUAUGGAGUUGCGUUGCGCAUAUAAUUACUGCUGUUAUUGGCUCUGGGGUUCUGUCUUUGGCAUGGAGUACUUCACAGCUGGGAUGGAUAGGAGGGCCAGUUGCCUUGCUUUGUUUUGCAAUCAUCACCUAUGUUUCUGCUUUCCUUCUUGCUGAUUGUUAUAGGUCCCCCGACCCCAUAAAAGGAACCCGAAACCGUACCUACACUGAUGCUGUUAGAUUGAAUCUUGGUAAAAUUCAUACAUGGUUUUGUGGUUUGCUUCAAUAUCUGAGUUUUUAUGGGACAUCUGUUGCUUAUGUUAUUACUACUGCAGCCAGUAUAAGAGCAAUUCAGAAAUCAAACUGUUACCACAGAAAAGGGCAUGAUGCUCCAUGUGCAUACGGAAUUACCAAAUAUAUGCUGCUCUAUGGAGCUGUUGAGAUUGUUUUUUCGCAGAUACCGGAUCUUCAUAACAUGGAAUGGCUCUCAGUUAUUGCAGCAAUCAUGUCCUUUACCUAUUCUUUCAUAGGAUUUGGACUUGGUCUUGCAACAGUGAUAGAAAAUGGGAUGAUUAAGGGGAGCUUAACUGGAGUACCAGCUGCUAAUACUGCUGACAAAUUAUGGUUAGCAUUCCAAGCACUUGGGGACAUUGCUUUUGCCUAUCCAUAUGCCAUAAUUCUCCUGGAGAUACAGGAUACUUUGAAGUCGCCUCCACCAGAAAACAAGACCAUGAAGAAGGCUUCAAUGCUUGCAAUCUUUAUCACAACUUUCUUCUACCUUUGCUGUGGAUGUUUUGGAUAUGCAGCCUUUGGCAAUGAUACUCCUGGAAAUAUCUUGACAGGAUUCGGAUUCUAUGAGCCUUACUGGCUAGUUGACUUUGCCAAUGCUUGCAUUGUUCUUCAUUUGGUUGGUGGAUAUCAGAUGUACAGCCAACCGGUAUUCGCCGUUUCUGAAAGAUGGUUUACUCAGAAAUAUCCAAACAGUGUAUUUGUGAACAAGUUUUUCACCUUCAAGCUCCCAUCAUUACCAUCCUUGAGAGUAAAUCUUUUCAGGAUAUGCUUCAGAACAGCCUAUGUGGUGUCCACAACUGCAAUUGCAAUGGUUUUCCCUUACUUCAACCAAGUCUUGGGAGUUUUGGGGGCCUUGAACUUUUGGCCUUUGGCCAUAUAUUUUCCUGUGGAAAUGUACUUUGUGCAGAAGAAAAUUAGUCCUUGGACAAGAAAAUGGAUUGUUCUUAGGACAUUCAGCAUCUUUUGCUUGUUUAUUACCAUAGUCGGCUUAAUUGGAUCGAUUGAAGGGCUUAUAAGUGCCAAACUUGGUUGAAGAAAACUGCUUAUUAUGUUCUUCCUGAACUUGAAGUAGUAUCAUAAUAUAUAGGAAAAUAAUACAGUCACCGACGGUAGUGCACCGAAUGACAUGGCAAAAUCUUGACCGUUGAUUAAUUUUAACUUAAUAUUAAUCAACGAUCAGGACUUUGCCACGUCAUUCGAUGCACAAAUUCGGUGCACUACCGUCAGUAACUGUAGCAUUACUCUAAUAUAUAUAUCGAGUUAGGGGAAAAAUUCUGUAAAAAUACUGUUCUGGAAUGCUAAUGAAUUUGCAUCA